AUGCGGCAUCCUGCUGACUCGGAUGCAUGGAAAAUGUUUGACACUACGCAUUUACAAUUCUCGUCUGAGCCUCGUAAUGUCAGACUUGGAUUAGCUGCGGAUGGAUUCAACCCCUUUGGAAUGCUGAGUACUACUCACAGCACUUGGCCUGUCAUGCUAGUCCCUUACAAUCUCCCGCCUUGGUUGUGCAUGAAACGGUCAUCUUUGAUUUUAUCACUAGUUAUUCCUGGACCUAAAUCGCCAGGGAUUGCAAUAGAUGUGUACUUGCAACCCUUAGUAGAAGAAUUGAGGGAAUUAUGGGAUGUUGGAGUAGAAGCGUACGAUGCAUCUUCAAAAAAUGUAUUCCAAUUGCAUGCAGCAUUGAUGUGGACAGUACAUGACUUUCCUGCAUACGCAGAUGUGUCGGGUUGGAGUACGAAGGGUAAGUUUGCGUGUCCUUGUUGUGCCUCAGAGACCGACUCCAAAUAUUUAAAAAAUGGCCGCAAAUUCUGUUACAUGGGACAUAGGCGAUGGUUGGGUAGUGACCACGAAUUUCGGAAAGAAGAUACUUUAUUUGAAGGAUUCACUGAUAUGCGAGUGGCUCCUGUGCCACCAGUUGCGUCAGACAUAAUUGUGGACACUGAAACUUUACUUACACGUUGUCUGGGAAAGAAAUGUCAAGAAAAAUACAACAAAAGAAAGAGAGGUGAGGCAAACCAGUGUGUUUGGAAGAAGAGAAGUAUUUUUUUCACAUUGCCUUAUUGGAAGGAUCACAAGUUGCGACACAAUCUUGAUGUGAUGCAUAUAGAGAAGAAUGUGAUGGACAAUAUACUUGGCACUUUGCUGAACGUGAAGGACUGGACAAAGGACAAUUACAAGGCACGCCUUGACUUGGCGGAAAUGAGAAUAAGGAGAGAACUCCACCUACAGCGAAAAGGUGAUGAUAAGUAUAUGAUACCGCCUGCGUGUUUUCAUAUGACUACAUUGGAGAAAGAUGGUUUCUUGCAAGUUUUGCGAGAUGUAAAAGUGCCCGAUGGAUAUGCUUCCAACAUCUCCCGCCGUGUCAACCUCAAAGAACAUAAGAUUUCUGGUUUAAAGAGUCACGAUAAUCACAUCUUGAUGCAACAACUCCUUCCAAUUGCUUUACGAGGAUCUUUGCCAUCGCAUGUUAUUCGGCCUUUGAUAAAGUUAGCUUGUUUCUUUAGGAAAAUUUGUUCGAAAACCCUUACGGUGUUUGAUAUUGCGAGUGCUGAGGCUGACAUUUCAGUGACGUUGUGUGAAUUGGAAAAGAUAUUUCCUCCAUCUUUCUUCACUGUGAUGGUACAUUUGGUCAUGCACUUGGCUACUGAAGCCAAGAUUGGUGGUCCAGUUCAGUACCGUUGGAUGUACCCCAUUGAGAGGUACCUCUCACGCCUUAAGUCUUAUGUAAGAAACAGGGCUGCUCCAGAAAGGUGUAUUGCCGAAGGCUACAUAGUGGAGGAAUGUUUAACGUUUUGUUCAUGGUAUAUGGAAGGAGUCGAAACUAUAUUCUCACGACCCACAAGGACGAUGGAGGAGUCAACAGGGGUGGUUUCAAGUGUGGCACUAGAAAGUAUGGAAUUGACCCAAGCUCAUCGCUAUGUGCUAUUCAAUUCCGAGAACAUUUACCAGUUUCGUGAGAUGCACAAAAGUUUGACGAAGGAUGAACUUCAAAAGGGCCACUGUCGUAUAUCCAAUACUACUAUUCAUAAGCACCACAUGGAGAACUUUUGUGGCUGGUUUAGAUCUCACGUGAUGUCAAUGACUGCUGCUGAUAGGGAAAGAACUGGACUUAGUGAUACACUUGUCACGCUUUCGAAAGGGUCAUAUACUUCAGUAAAUCGGCUGAAACAUUAUGUCAUAAAUGGGUUAAAAUUUAGGAGUUCGAAUGUCGAGGGAAAUAGAAAAAUGCAAAAUAGUGGAGUUAGUGUUGCCACUGAAGGUGGCAAUAUGUACUAUGGUGUGUUGACAGAUAUCAUUGAGUUGAAUUAUUCUGGCAAUAUCAAACAUAUGUUAUUCAAGUGUAAAUGGGUUGAUGAUCAAAAUAGGAGGGGAUAUAAGACUGAUGAGUUUGGGUUUCCUAUGGUGAAUUUUAAUCAUUCCGUACAUGGUGGGGAGGAAAUGGUGCAUGAACCAUAUGUGUUGGCGUCUCAAGCUACACAAGUUUUUUAUGUUGAAGAUAAAAGGUAG
Quercus robur (English oak) is the source of this 2187-nucleotide messenger RNA. RefSeq lists its product as uncharacterized. Bases 1 to 2187 code for a protein of 728 amino acids. The record is from RefSeq and is a predicted model, not a curated record. The transcript has 4 exons. NCBI's taxonomy places the organism in Eukaryota, Viridiplantae, Streptophyta, Magnoliopsida, Fagales, Fagaceae.